UCCAGAACAUCUUCCCUUCAGGACGUUGGUUUCCUCUCUAUCCACUCCGGCAUUGGACCAACGGCGAUCCCCCUUACACUACGAAAUAACUUGUCCCCUCCCCCCUCACGCAAUGACCGACAAGUGACACAAACCACCCUUGACUGCGCCCUGACGACGGUCGACCCUAGUCCACGAGAUUGCAAUUCGACCCUUCAAUUCGAUUUUGACCACGCGACCCUGGGGAAAACUUCGGAUUCUCAAUCCAGGCUAUCAGUGAGAGUGGACAGUUGCCUGAAGUGCUUGCCUGCUCAAUCGUCCAUGGCAACGAACCACAGGAACUUAGCGACGAUUAUACUUAAGCCCUUCCCGCUCCUAUCUUGUUCAAUACCACGAAUGCCGGAGGAUUUCGACUACCAUCAAUGAGUCGUGCCAUACGACCGGGCUGCCUCAGAAUGCCUCAGCAGCACGUCGACAGUUCACCACCUCGAACACCUCCUUCUGAAGCCGGCAAUGGUAAGCCUACAAGGAGAGGGACGCAUCCGCGGCCCUCCGUCCGUGAGACGUUCUUGGAUGACUUUAACCCAGCGGAUAACGCAAACGGGGGCAAUGAGUCCUGUGACGAGCGAGACCCUCACGAUCUCUCUCUGUCUCCGCAACAUGCAGCCCGCACAUCAAUUGUUGAUAAUAUGCUCCUCUCCCUAGACCAGUUCGCAUCUGGUUCAGUGUUGGAUGACUACCGGCUAUUCAAUUCAGUCUUCGAAACGGAUUUGUACGGCCACGGUUCGCCCGACUCGAUGAUCCAGCGACGCUAUCGCGGGCACACCUUUUCCUCGUCUCUGUCAUCGGAAGUGGAGGGCACGUUUGAGGACGGCGCGGCGCGGCAUGCGCCUCAACCCCCGAGGGGUCGCAGGAGCAACAGCAGCUCGAACUACCAUUCCAGUCUAAGAAGAUUUGGGAGCACGCGCAGUCGUGAAGGGACUGGUUCGCGCGGCCAGCUCUUUGACUUUCGACCGGGCUCUAAUGUGGCAGCAGGGGCUCGCAAUGCCAGAAAUGGGAGUAAAGGGAGUGCCUCCUCUCACCUGGACUUUGGCCCCCCUCUGUUACAUCGUCGAGCGGAUUCAACCGGCGAGAGGCGCUCGGCGAGCUUUGACUUCGGUACUCGGCAGCCGUUCAUUCCCUUUCCCGAGCCCAUCGUCGAUUACGAUUCUUGGUCGUUCAGUGAAUUCGACGCGGCUCCUACGCCAAGUAUUCCCGGCGGACCAAGCAAAUACCAUGCGUCAUCGCAAGCGGAGUAUGCCGGGCCUCUCAACCCGCAGCAGUCCCCGACGCCUGUAGCCUCGCGACGAAACAGUAUCAAGUCCCCGCGGGCAAAUCCUACCCGGAAGUCUCGCCCGGACAACAUUGGCACUGGUAUCGUCAAAAAUCGCGAUCUCGAUCUAGCGAACCUUGCGGAUUCGGGCCUAGAGCCUCCGCCAGCAAUACCGGCCUCGCUCGACCCGCCUGCGCCCAGUCCGACUAUAUCAUUUAACAAACCGAUUUUUCCUCCGCCGCCCGAGCCGAUGCCAGCCAAGGAACGACCGGGAUUCUUCCGGCGCGUGUUCGGCCCCAAAGCUCCCACUUUCGGCCCGUCCGAUUACCAUCAAUCCGACUACCCAUUUGCCCAGGAGAAUGACACCAAGGAUUCCAAUGGGCUGGGCACAUAUUCUAAGAGCUGGAGACAGCCACUGAAGCAUAGUGCGGGGGGUGGCAAUACGGCUCGUGAUGGAAGUCAUCAGGUGGUGACCAAAAAGUCGUCCUUCUUCCGCCGGCGGAAGAAGUCCGUUGCUGAAAGUGCCCCGCCUCCGAUCGUGCUUCCUCAAGAGCUUGCCGGCCAGCGGGCGACGGAGUUAAUGAAGCCCGAACCUAGCCCGGCCAGUAGUUUGAAGAAAGUAAUGAACCCUUAUAUCGCCGAUUCCGGGGUAUCCAUGUCCACCCAGGCCAACAAGCUCUCGCCGUUGCGGGCGGCGCCAGAGGAUGCGGAGCCCAAGAAUCCAGGAGCGCCGUCGACACAGAACCAGCGAGGAAGCCUCCUGACCACCCCCGGACAGUCCAAAGCCAAAUACAGUCUAUAUCCGCUGGUUUCGUCCGUCAACCCUCCCGAUGCUACCUUCUUAGGGACCAGCAGCGGAGAUGAGGAGCCCGGUACCCAGUCCCCGCCCAGUGGCCAGGAUUCGGUCGUUUCGGCCCCUUUGGUCGACCGCGCACAAGGCCCGAGGGCAUCUAGAGAUGGGGUUCAUUCGCGCAGCAGUGACAGGGACUCGGUGGACAUUGACCAAGCCUCUGGUUCCCAAGGCGGUUUGAAACCACAGGAGACCGUUGUUUCUUCGCUGUCGCCCGUAAUCGAGAGUUUCUCUCAGAUGAGUAUGACGCCCACCCACAGUUCCGAAGACGUUCUUCUUUCCAGCUUGAAGGAGCCCGACGAAGGCAAGGACUUGUAUGGCUCCGACAUGUACAGAGAGGGUCUCGAUAGUGUUAGCCGGUUUUCUGCUCCGGCAGCCGGGCUUAGUGGUUCCCCACGGGCCUCCAUAUCGGAAAUGUCGAACUACUAUACGGCCUCUGAGAGUGCAGCAAUGGUCUCGACCGAGCCCAAGCCCGCCGAUGCAACAGAAACGAAGCCCGACGAGGUCCCGGCGGGGGAGCCAACCCGUUCUGACAAAGAACAGGCGCAGAUGCUCUUUGAUAGCCAGGAUCAAGUCGUCGGGAGCGAGCCUGCCGCGGCUUGGCUCGGCGAUCCGGACCGGGCCCUGGUUCGCAAAGCUUACAUGGAGCUAUUUGACUGGUCCAAUCUACAUAUUCUGGCGGCGCUUCGACGACUUUGCAACCGAUUGGUGUUGAAAGGUGAGACCCAGCAAGUAGACCGAGUCUUGGAUGCCUUUUCCACCCGGUGGUGCGAGUGCAAUCCGCGUCAUAGCUUCAAAGCAUCUGAUGUCGUGCACACCAUCUGUUACUCGCUCCUUUUGCUUAACACCGACCUACAUCUGGCGGAUAUCGAGCAGAAGAUGACCAAGACCCAAUUCGUCCGAAACACCAUGCCAACCAUCCAUCGCGUGGCGGCGGAGGCAGCACCCGAUGGGGUUGAAGCCCGAGGGGCCAGCAAGUCGAAAGCUCCAGACUCCCCUUCUGGCUCUAAUCUUCAGUCUGCUCCCGCCGAAGACCUCUCAAGUGCGGAUAAGCCGAACAAUGUCCCUGCGAAGUUGGUCAACCGACUCUCCCGCACGGAUCUCUCGGCCAAAAUGGUGAGCGACCCUGACAGCGACACCGGCCCACUCGUCAGCGCCCCCUUCACGGGCACCAUGAGGGCUUGGGAACAGCAAGUCGAGAUGGUCCUCCGAGAUUUUUACACAUCGAUUCAGAAGCAGAAGCUUCCGCUGCAUGGGGCCCCAGUGGAUAAAGACGGGACGCGCAACUCCUCGAACAAUCUGCUUGGUCCUCACCCGGGUGGGCUGCGCAGAAGCCCCAGUACAGUGAGCAAAAGUGGCUCCGACAUCUAUCCACGCGGCCGCUCUGCAGAUUCCCGCUACGGCACGGCACGGUGGUCUUCGAAGCCUCGUUCGCGAGCGAGGCUGUACCCUCCUUCUACUAUGGGCUCCAGCCGAACUAGCUUGGAUGACCAGUCAUCGCUCUGGAGCCCAUCCGCAUCCAGUACGUGGAGCAAAUACUCUUCAGGGAAGCUGACCUCAGCGUCGGUAGAUUCUUUCGGCUCGGAUUACCCGCGCGGGGAUUACCAGCAGUCCAUCGGGUUCGCCAAUGCAUUGAGCCAGGCCAUUAUUCGCGAAGAUUCUGCCCACUCGAUUGCUAGUUUUGAGGACGCAGAGCGGACCACACCUCUUUUAGAGGAUGAAACUCUACAACUUGCGGGCGCUCCCUGGGCCAAGGAGGGAAGUCUGAAACACAAACAUCACUUGGACUCGGUCGAUAAGAGGGCCAAAGACCGCAAUUGGAACGAAUGCUUUGCCGUCAUACAACAAGGCUGGAUGCGCCUAUUCUCCUUCAACGCACCCAUGAAGUCGGUCCGGCAGAAGGCCAAGCAACGUCAUCCCGGCGGUGUCGUGGUGGGAGGAGGAAACUGGACAGAGAAUGCCGAAGAGAUCUGGAAAUUUCUUUUGCGUCAAACAAUCGCCAGCGCACUUCCACCCCCGGGUUACUCCAAAUCUCGCCCCCAUGUCUGGGCCCUGAGCCUACCCACCGGCGCUGUGCAUCUCUUCCAAGCGGGCACGCCGGAGAUUGUCCGUGAGUUCGUCUCCAGUGCCAACUACUGGAGCGCAAGACUGUCCAAGGAGCCGUUGAUUGGGGGCAUCAGUAACAUGGAGUAUGGAUGGAGCGAUGCCGUCAUCAACAGCGCCCUGAUCAGCGCCGAGAGCAGCCGAACUCCGCCGUCCUCGUCUGGAGCGCGUCCGAGCAUCCAGAGCUCGAUCCGAAGCUCCAUUGAUCAGCAGGGGGUACGGCCCCGACUCCCAGCGGACCGAGUGCACAUCAGCGAUUGGGCCCCUCCGCAACAGAGCAUGAUGGCCUCUGCCCUUGCGGAGGCCGAACAGCUGAAAGCCUUGCAGACGUAUGUCAAAAACGUCGAAGAGGAGCUGCAGCGACAUAACGAACUCCGACCCGCCAUGAUCCUCGCAUUUUCUCCCCGCCACCCCAAUGCCGCCAAGGCUCUGGCCAACUGGGAGCGCAAGUCCUCGUAUCUGUUGCGGGAAAUCGUGAAGUUCCGGACCUAUAUUGACUCUCUCUCCGCGGCUUUGGACCAGAAGAACCGGAUCUAUGCCAACCGGGAAGAGAGCGCCCCGGCAUCGUAAUUGUUGGCCCAACGCCAGUGGAUUCGGCGCCGAAUCCAUUCGAUCGAGCUGGCUCUCGGCGUAAAUGCUAGGAGCGCUAGGAAGCUCACGCUUUUGCUUGUAUACCCCCAGCCCCGUUUCAAUGUCCGCCCCAGCUUUCGAUCCUUUUGUACCGAUGAUCCUUCACUUCUUCUCUCCUAUCAUUGUAAAGCUGAUAUCAGACCAUGAGCGUGCGCCAUGAGGACCUUGGAUUCUCUUUCUUUUUUCUUUCUUUCUUUCUUUCUUUCUUUUCUUUUUUUUAUAUGUGGCCUGUGCUAUCUUCUGCCUUGCUCUCCAUUUCCCCUCCGAUCUUUGCUGUAUUUUUUUUUUUUUUUUUUUUU
This is a messenger RNA of Aspergillus sclerotioniger CBS 115572, 5173 nucleotides long. RefSeq names its product Sec7 domain protein. Lineage: Eukaryota; Fungi; Ascomycota; Eurotiomycetes; Eurotiales; Aspergillaceae. Gene Ontology annotation, biological process: regulation of ARF protein signal transduction. Gene Ontology annotation, molecular function: guanyl-nucleotide exchange factor activity. The record is from RefSeq and is a predicted model, not a curated record. Bases 435 to 4814 code for a protein of 1459 amino acids. The transcript is spliced from 2 exons.